GAAAAAGAGAAAUAGUACUCCGUCAAUUCUUGAGGUUCUUUCUCUCACGUUUGCGCCUAACAUUAUCCUUAAAUCAUGCCGAUUCACAAGCGAGGGAGAAAUGCAUUAUAAAUUCACAGAAAAAAUCGUUGAAUGACAUUAGAUGCUUCAAUCAUUUGGGUUUGAAGUAUCUUUUUGUUUAAGCUUCUCUUUUCUCCUCGCGUCAGCAGGAAUUGAUUCUUGCGAUUCUAAAACAUGGCUCUCGACAGCAUAAUAACUUCCCCUCAUCGAAGGUCGCAGCAGACGCAGUCUGCUUUCUCUCCUCGUUCUAGGAAGCAACACUCGCGAGACGCAGAAUUGGGAAGCUGGGCAACCCUUGUUCAGAGACAUCGAUUCCUCCUGACUGCUCUUUCCCUCCUCGUAGUUCUCUGCACUAUUUAUCUUUACUUUGCCGUGACUCUUGGGUCAGCAGAUGAAUGCUUUGGCUUGGCGGGAGCUGAAAAGGCGGCUUGUCGUCUUCAGUUGUCUGCAUCCAAGGGAAAACUAAAAUUCCUUUAGUAAAAUGAGUAUUCAUAUCUUAUUUUUGGUGUAUAUUCACAAAGCAAUCUGCUUUGGAAACAAGUUUCUAUGUAACUUAUACUUGUGAAAUUUGUAUUCCUAAAUCUCUUUGUAUCUUAAAAUUUAUUCCCAAAGCAA
Messenger RNA from Salvia hispanica, 675 nucleotides. RefSeq lists its product as uncharacterized. NCBI's taxonomy places the organism in Eukaryota, Viridiplantae, Streptophyta, Magnoliopsida, Lamiales, Lamiaceae. The record is from RefSeq and is a predicted model, not a curated record.